AUGCCCUUGGUCGCCGCCUUAUCGCGUGGCACUCUCUGGGCGGGUGCCGUUGGUGGGUGUGGCAGCACUUGCAGGCUGCAUCUUAGGUUCUCUCUCGUAGAGAAAAUAUUCCGCGAUCCCCAGUAUCCGUACGCGAUUUCGACCACGGCCGUGCUUCUUUACCCGUCGGCGUCAAGUUUAUGCCACGGCCCCCUUUGCGAGCCAUGCUCCCUCCUCGCUGGUGUACGGAGUAGCUGCUUUUCCUUUUACCCCUCAUCUCUCGCCCUGGUAUCCCUUCCCUUCUCUUUUUGCUCGCUCACCCGCCAAAUCCCAAGUGACAAUGACAUGAAUGCCCGAACCCGGAAGUGCGGACAAAAUUCAUGCGGAGGGCAAGCCAACCUGGUCGUGGAAAACCCGGGAACCCACAACUGUGAGCAACGAACACUGAGCAGUGUGGGAACUGCAGUAGCUGGACUUAAGGGAGAGGAGCCGGUAGCCGUAAGGUUUAAUCAAGUAAGCACUCCAAGCCAACAAGGCUCAAGCCAAACCCAAGGAUCCAACGAAGCGAUCUCUAUUACUUACUCAACCGGGGCUGUUCCCGACUUUCGCAUAAUCUUCAGUCCAACGGUUUAUACGUGA
Molecule: messenger RNA, 618 nt
Organism: Colletotrichum abscissum
Lineage: Eukaryota; Fungi; Ascomycota; Sordariomycetes; Glomerellales; Glomerellaceae
Exons: 1
Coding region: 1-618 (205 amino acids)
Source: RefSeq, a predicted model, not a curated record